AUGGCUGGCUAUGCAGGCAGCGAUCGCUUCGGACCAGCAGUGCCCAAGUUCCCUCGAGUUGCAGGCCCCGUGGAGGCACCUGCCGUCUCCGGCCUGGCCCAGCCCCAGGUCGGCAAACUCGUCCAGAACGCAGAGCUGAACAAGGCAGAAGGUGUUGCGCUUUUCCAGUCCGGCCAGUACUACAGGGCCUACCAGGUGUGGAGAUGCAACAUCGACGAGCUGGAGGCAUUCGGCGCGGACAGGUUAGGUGAGGACGGGCAGCGCACCUUCGUGGCGUUGUGCUUGAACGCUGCGCAGGCCUUGCUGAAAUGCCCGGAGAUUGAUGGUGCUCCGACCGAGAUAGCGGCCUCGAUGGCUGACAAGAAGACUGCUUUCUUGCGACCGAACGGCUACACGGGAAUCAUGAUGGCUGGCUUACCGCGGAGCUGGAAGCCUGUGCGAGUGAUCGAACUUGAGCAAGUGAGGCUCAGAGGCUCCGGCUCCUUUGUUCCCCUUUUCGUGACAGCCAUGGCUCUGCUCCGAGCAGCUCUGGCUCUUCGGACAGCUACGCUGCCCCGGAGCCUGACGCAGGCCAGCAGUGACUCCUUCCCUUUCGUGCCGGUGGACUGGGUCUUUCGCUUCUUCCCGUACUUCAGUCGCGAUAAGGUUCGCUUCAUGCUGCGCUACGUUCAAAUUUCCUUCUUCUCUGGUCUGGGCUAUUUCUACCUGUGGUGCCAUACACCGUACGGCUGCGACAACUACGACCACUUCGCGGAGAGCCCGCUGUUCCUGUAUGUGAAGAGUCGCUUGGAGAAGUCGGGUCAGCUUGAGGAAAACUUGCGCAUCAAAGUCCACCACUUCUAUCCGCAGACAGAGUCCGAGUAG
Messenger RNA from Symbiodinium sp. CCMP2592, 864 nucleotides. The record is from the annotation of a GenBank genome assembly. Lineage: Eukaryota; Dinophyceae; Suessiales; Symbiodiniaceae.